AGUUUCAGUUGACAGUCAACCUGAUAAAGUUUCUCGUCUCCUGACUGGUCACCGAUAGGUUCCAACCACGUAGUUGAGAUAAAAAAUAAAAAAAUGACGCCAAUUCGAAAUUUCUGUUUCGUCGCGUCUUUAUUAUUUGCAAUUGUUAACUGUGCACCCUUAAAAGUGUUGGAUGAGCAAAAUUGGGAUGAAAUGCUCAAUGGGGAAUGGAUGGUAGAAUUCUACGCUCCAUGGUGCCCUGCAUGCCGAGCCUUGGAACCAGUUUGGGUGGACUUUGCUUCGUGGAGUGAUGAUUUAGGAAUUAAAGUUGGACAUGUUGAUGUUACCACUUCUCCUGGUUUGAGUGGUCGCUUCAUGGUUACAGCCCUUCCAACAAUUUAUCAUGUCAAAAAUGGAGUUUUCCGCCAAUAUCGUGGUACGCGAGACAAAGACGAGUUCAUUAGCUUUGUUGAAGAGAAAAAAUGGGAACAAGUUGAACCUAUCCCUGGUUGGAAAUCUCCAUCUUCCAUUCAGAUGUCUAUUGUUUCUGGAUUCUUCAAAUUGUCUAUGAUGCUGAGAAAUAUUCACACCCAAAUCACAGAAGAACAUGGAAUUCCAUACUGGGGAUCCUACUUGCUAUUUGCUCUUGCCACCAUAAUUGUUGGAGCUGUUCUAGGCCUCGUUCUAGUUUUUCUCAUCGAUUGCUUCUACCCUGCCAAAGUUGCUGUAAAAAGAAGCGACCUUAAUAAGGCAUCGAAACAAAACGAAAAAGAUGAUGAUGAUGAAGACAUAUUAGACGAAAACACCCAAUCUGAGGGAAAAGAUGAAGACGAUGAAUUCAGCCAGUCAGAGCAGGACGAAGCUAUGGCUGACGAAGGUUCACAGGACGACGAAGAAGUAAAUGAGAAAAAUAAAGAAGAAACAGCUGAAGAAGGUCCUUCUUCAUCCAGUCCUGACGUUCGAAAAAGACGUAGUCGGAAAGCAGACUAAUAACUCACCAGCUGCUAUACCUAAUUACUAACAUGAUAUUUCUAUUUUCCCUAAAAAUGUUGGUUAGGAUCUGAGUGAAUGGGAAUGAUAAUUUUAUCAACUUUGCCUGGCUUGUUGCCUUCUUUGUUAAAUAACCUAAGUGAUAGAGAAAUCUGGGGAGCUGUAACCAAUCUUGAGAGCCUUCUGAUCCAAGAUUUAUCCAGGAUCUCUCAAUGGGUACGCACACUUUGAAAGGGAAAAGUCUUCGUUCUAAUCUCAAAGCCUUUCUUCACUUCUUUAUAACUCGUAUUUUUUAAGUUUCUUGUGCAGGGCUAGGGGCAUUCCAAAAUCUCCUCUUUAUGAUUGUCUUACUGCCCAGUUGAAUUGAUUGUCGUUGAUGAUGGAGAUGAAACUAAUACAUUGAAGUGAAGUUA
Messenger RNA from Daphnia pulicaria, 1382 nucleotides. Its product is annotated as thioredoxin-related transmembrane protein 1-like. Bases 94 to 969 code for a protein of 291 amino acids. The transcript is spliced from 4 exons. The record is from RefSeq and is a predicted model, not a curated record. NCBI's taxonomy places the organism in Eukaryota, Metazoa, Arthropoda, Branchiopoda, Diplostraca, Daphniidae.